AUGGAGAGCCCGGAGGACCAGCAGAGAAACCGGCAGCGCGGCAAGGACAGGACUCGAGUGGCAUGCCGCCGGUGCAACUCGAAAAAGGUCAAGUGUGAUGCGGCUCCUGGAGUUGCUUGUUCUGGAUGCCGGAUUGCACGGGCGGAAUGCGUGUUGAUUGACUCGAAGCGCGGACGAUACAUUCGCCGAAAGAGAUCGUCGGCUGAGCGACAAUCCCAGCAACAGCAACAACCUCAACUCGCGCAACAACUCCCGCCUCAACGCCCAUCGCAGCAAAAGACCCCGGCUUCUUCGUCCGACGAGUCUCCGCGGGCUCUAUCCGCAGUCACAUCUCAGAAGCCCAAGGCAGAGUCUCAUCGCCCAUCUCAGUCUGUUUCUCAAUCUCAGUUACAGUCUCAGUCUCACCCACAGGUGGAACCAGUCGACGGCCAGCUUUUUCGCGGCCUAUCGCGAUCUUUUGAGCGUCGCGCACCCACCGACUCCAGCGCGCUCUUCUAUCUGCAUAUCGCCGACCAGAGCGUGCGGCCAACGCAGCAGCCCAUCAGCGAUGCCAUCAGCACCUUUUACGCGGGCGACUCGUUCAGCCUGACGUACGCCAUUCACGAUGUGCUGGCGCCCUUUCUGAGUGACCGGCGCAACUAUCAGAAGCGGCUUCACUUUCCUAUUGCCGAGGGCUUUGAUCCGUCGGACCAGGGACGUGAGAACAUUGUCAAUGCCCAGAUAGCGCUGUUGCGGGAGAGGAAUCUGUACUAUCGGCUGAGUGAAGCUGCGUUGGAGCGGAUGCUCGACGUCUACUUUCGAUGGUUCCAUCCGGCGUUUCCACUGGUCAACGAGACCAACUUUAUCGAAAAAUGUCACCGCAACCAGAUGUCGCUGCUUGUGUUGAACGGAAUGUUGCUGGUAGCGGCCAUCAUGUGCGAUCCGGCCGAUAUCGCCAUGACGGGAUGCGAAAGCAGGGCUCACGCUCGCUCAGUAUUCUAUCGUCAGGCGAAAGCUCUAUACGAUGCAGAACUGGAUCCUGAUAAAGUCAACAACGUUACAGCCGUGUUUUACAUUAGCUUCUGGUGGGGAGGAUCCAACGACGAGAAGGACUCGUGGCAUUGGAUGGGCGUGGCCGUGAGCUUGGCCCAGAGUCUGGGGAUGCACAGAUCCACAGCAAAAUCACACAUGAGUGACGAGAAAUCAAGACAUUGGAGACGCAUCUGGUGGUGUAUCCGGAUCCGAGACACCAUUGCCAGCGGCUCAACAGGUCGGCCACUGCACAUUAGCCACAGAGACUGCGACGUCGAGAUGCUUGAGCCCAGCGACAUGGACGACGACAAUCACUUGGGCGAUGAAGAAGCACUUUACGCCUGCCAGAUGGCCCGACUGUCAAUAAUAUUUGGCAGGAUUGUCAAAAUGAGAUACGCCGCAAUCCAAUCAACGAGUCCGGGCCAAAAGGAGCAAAUGGAAAACGACUUGGAAAACUUUCGGAUACAGGUCCCAGCCGCGUUACAGUACAGGGGCAUUAACCCGGAGACCGGCCAGGGGCUGUGGUCUGCAAUGAUCCUCAUGGCUUACAACUACAGCGUGAUUCUUCUCUACCGACCUACAAGCACCGGAAACGAUCCCGUGUCGAAUUUCUGGGGAGACCGCCCCAAGGCCGUGGCAGCCGCCAACGAGAUUACGAGAGUCAUGGAGGAUGUCCUAUCUACGUCCUUUGUACGGCUUAGCCAAAUCCAUACAAUCCCCGCUCUAUUCAACUCUCUAUCAAUGCACGUCUUCUCGCUCUGCACAUCAGGCAGCGUUGGUAGAGAACUCGCCGAGAACCGCGCGCGGACAUGCAUGCUCGGCCUCAACUGCCUCCAAGAAUCAUGGCCCGUCAGCGGCUGGAUCCUCAAACUCUUUGUCGACAUCAUCGAGCGCCUCCGCCGGAUGCUCACCAACAGGAGUAAAUCCGGCGAACUCAGCAGAGUCACGGCCAGUCCUGCGCCAGGCUUUCCCCAGCAACCGUCACGACAAGAAACGCCUCGAUCUCAGAACCCGCAGCUAGGACCUAUUCCAGGCAUUGGUGAACAGACAGCGCUGGAUAUGACAGCAAAUCCCAUGGAUCCCUUGAUGAAGCCGCCGUUGGACGUGCAGACGGGCAUUCCCGUGUAUCCGAAUGAGUUCGCGCCGUACAGCACGACGAAUGCUGCGCUGUUCCCAAACCUAUUUGUGCUGGAUGAUUUGUUUGCGAAUCUGGAUGCGGGGCAGGUGAGCUUUUUUGACUCGUUGGAGGUGCCCAACUACGACAACGUUGAGGGCAUGCCUUAUCAGUGUGGAUAG
This is a messenger RNA of Trichoderma gamsii, 2307 nucleotides long. RefSeq lists its product as hypothetical. Gene Ontology annotation, molecular function: DNA-binding transcription factor activity, RNA polymerase II-specific; DNA binding; zinc ion binding. Bases 1 to 2307 code for a protein of 768 amino acids. Gene Ontology annotation, biological process: DNA-templated transcription; regulation of DNA-templated transcription. The transcript has 6 exons. The record is from RefSeq and is a predicted model, not a curated record. NCBI's taxonomy places the organism in Eukaryota, Fungi, Ascomycota, Sordariomycetes, Hypocreales, Hypocreaceae.